Penicillium subrubescens is the source of this 1386-nucleotide messenger RNA. RefSeq lists its product as uncharacterized. The record is from RefSeq and is a predicted model, not a curated record. NCBI's taxonomy places the organism in Eukaryota, Fungi, Ascomycota, Eurotiomycetes, Eurotiales, Aspergillaceae. The transcript has a single exon. Bases 1 to 1386 code for a protein of 461 amino acids.
AUGGCGCGCUCCGACAUGCAGUUUGGCCAGGACCCGGCCUACCCGGCCUCCAAGAGCCGAUGGUCCAUUGACUCCGGAUCGCGCUCGCUUUCCAAGCGUAUUUCCCGGAAGGGCUCCAAAGCCUCGAGUAUGGAGGACGCGGGAAUCCUCAACGCUGGUUUCCUCUCAGCAUCGCGAGAGCCACUGCCAUUUCCGGAAUACUCCGAUCCAUCUCUAUCUUCAGAGCCGAAGGCACAUGGCUCCAUGCGCUCAAUCAAGACGACCCCAGCAAAGACUCCAAGUGGAUCGGCCGAGAAAUUCGACUCGUCCUUGUUUCUGUCGGGCACCGGUGUGAAUGACUUUGCGGACGGCCUCGACCACCGUGCUCACAAGAGCAAGCACAUGAAACCAAAGGUGCACAUCAAACCAAUGCUUCGGAAAAUGUCUCGUGACGAUGCGACAUCUCAAUCGAUUGACCUCUCCCGCUCAUCGACCGAGCAAGAGGGGCUGGGUAUCUAUCUCUUUGACCGCGAACGCGAACGCCGCCAAAGUGAGUCGCUGACGGGUGCGAACUAUCGUCGAGCCUCGUCCGGCCUGCACAACCGGUCGACUAGUGGGGCCUCACAAUUUUCGAUCACAACAGGGUCGAGUGGAGGCAAGCCGGGGUCGCAGUAUGUGUAUCCAUUGCGCCCAACCCCCCGAUCAUUCACACCUCCAUUGAGUCAGUCCUACCAAACCUCGGUCAAUGAGAGUGACGACCCGGUUGAGGAAAGCCCGGAAACCGAAAUCCAGGCGAGCCAAGUGCCAGAGCCAGAGCAUCACCGAACGACUCGUGCUUCCUCGGUUCCAAUGCCACGACUGUCCCUGCAGAUUGACGACGACUCGUUCACCCGCCUGCCGGGUAUCUCACAGACCAACGUCUCCGGCCGACCAUCCUUCGGGUACUCGCGAGAUAAUGGAAGCACCGUGGACACGGCUUCGCCCAUCUCACGACCCUCUCUCGACUUUAUGUUCCGCAGUCGAACUCGUACCAGCACUAGCACGGAUCCCGCCUCCCGAGCCGCGACCAUUCAAGCCGCACGACAGGCUUUUCAGGAGAAAGAGGCCGCCAAGGCGCGCCGGCUCGAGAAGCAACAGUCCAAAGCGGAAGAGAGACAGACCCGGCGCCUGGUGAAGCGUACCUCGCCUGAGGCGCAAAACCCCCCACCUGCGCCGCCUCGGGAAGAAAUCUCCGAGAAGAAGGAGAAGAAUGGAAGCCCUAAGGGCCCCAAGAGGAUCUCGAAGGUGUACGAUGACGAGCCGCCUCCCUCAUGGAAGUCGCAGUCGAAGAGCACCUGGGUGCUCUUCAUGACGUGGCUCCGCACUCGAGUGUUCAAAUUCCGCCGGCGCCUCCGCAAGAUGGCCUAA